UGUGUGUGUGGGGUUUCCUGCUGGUUACCUGUCCUAUAUUUGUGUAUGUGGGCGGAGUCUGGAGGACUAUAAAGAGUCUCGUCUGUCGUCUCGUCUUCACACAAUCUUUCUCUCUGACAGGUGAGACGACAACAACAACGACGCCUUUAACCCUUCAGAGUUUAUCAUAUUAACUCUAAUAUCUAAUAACUUAGAGUUUAUUAUAUCAACUCUAAUAUCUAAUAACUUAGAGUUUAUUAUAUUAACUCUGAUAUCUAAUAACUCAGAGUUUAUUAUAAUAACUCUAGUAUUUAGUAACUCAGUCCCUCAGUCGUCUCUCUCUCGUCUCUGAACCAUGAUGAGUGUCUCCAGCGUGGCGUCUCUCCUGUCGCUGCUCCUGAUUGGCUGCUGCUCGCUGCCCGUCGACAAGCCGAUGAGCCCGCCUCUCCGCAGCGAGGAGACGUACCGCGCCGUGCACGAAGUCUCCCAGCACGCUCAGAGUUUGCAGACGGAGGACGACUCCAGCGUCCGUCUGUUGCCACGCGUCAACGCCGACCAGGACCAUCUGAAGAUCUGCUGCCUGCACGCCAACAUCCUGGACUACUACCUGACCAACGUGCUGCGUCACCGUGACAACGCCCAUCCCAAGAUGCAGCGCCUCAACUCGGACCUGAGCCGAGUCAGCGACGACCUGCAGACCCAGGGCUGCAACGUGACUCACUACCACGAGCAUCAUCACGCCGUCGAGUUCCGCAAGAAGCUCGCCAAGAUGGGAGGUGAGCGAGGUCUGAACAAGGCGGUGGGAGAGAUCGACAUCCUCUUCACGUACCUGCAGGACUUCUGCGUCCAGCCCAGGAACGCCACCGCUAACGCCGCCGCCGGCACCAUCUAA
Centropristis striata (black sea bass) is the source of this 871-nucleotide messenger RNA. RefSeq names its product interleukin 22 (gene il22). The record is from RefSeq and is a predicted model, not a curated record. Bases 335 to 871 code for a protein of 178 amino acids. The transcript has 5 exons. Gene Ontology annotation, cellular component: extracellular region. Lineage: Eukaryota; Metazoa; Chordata; Actinopteri; Perciformes; Serranidae.